GAAUGCGUCAACGGCACGAGGUUUCGACUCCUGUUGUGUGCCAAGAAACUACCACCAACCCGCCGGGCACCAGUGAAUUAACAGAGGAAAGGUUUUUUAUAUUCAUUUCACUUCGUAAUCUAUGCCACACUGUAAGCCAUAGCGACCAAAGAUGAUUGGAUCUGUCGAUAGCAGAAGUCGAAAAACAAGGAGGGGGCUGUAUUACGUGAGUAGCCAGGAAGUUUAAACCUGUCUUAGCACAAACAGAAGUCUGGAGAGUGAUACAAUGAGGAAUCCAGACAUUUCUCACCAGCGACAUUGGGACAUGCCACUGAUGUACUAUUCUUGGCCGAGGUAUCUCUGAUCUGAUGCCAAGGCUGAGCAUGAAACUGCCUGAGGCGAAGAGGUCAACGCACGAACAUCCGUUGGAGAGGUGGAAUCGUCCAUGGGUCAGGCAGCUGGCUAGCUAUUAUGGGUUGUUGAUAUGCACCACCGCCUUUGAGGUCAUUUUGAAGUCCAAACUCUCCAACAUUACAAGUUUUAUAGAGGACGACUCAUCCGUUAAUUGUUUGUCACGUUACAUCGAUCCUCAGUCUGAUGAGCCAUGAAAUUCCUGGUUCUUCUGAGUGCAUUUUUCGUCAUAACACACUGUGACCCGCUAGCACCUUUGUAUUAUGACGAGGAGCCUAUUCCAAACCGGUACAUUGUCAAGAUCAAGGAUAUUCGUGCUCGGGACUUUCUGAAAGGCCAGUUCCAAGACCAACUGACGCGUUCUGGAUUUCCGAAUGCCAUCAAAAAAACUUCCCACACAUUUGGUAUGGUUGUGCUUGAAAUUCCAGAUGAUCAGAUAAAUUUGGUUCGUUCAAUGGAUGGCAUCGAAUACAUUGAACAAGAUGGACUCGUUUAUGAGGAUACCGUGGGAUCGUGGGGACUUGAUCGGAUAGAUCAAGACGAUCUUCCCCUUGAUGGAAGCUUUGCCCCUCAAGGUGAUGGUACUGGGGUUCACGUGUACGUCAUUGACGGGGGAAUCCACUACACCCACGACGAAUUUGAAGGCCGCGCCCACUUCGCUUACGACAUCUACGACGAUGGCAGAGCAGGGUUGGAUUGCACGGGACACGGUACGCAUUGUGCAGGGACAGUGGGCGGGAAGACAUACGGAGUAGCAAGGAACGUCACACUGUGGUCCGUACGAGUCCUCGGAUGCAGUGGAUCAGGGUCCAAGUCUGGCGUUAUGGAAGGGAUGGACUGGGUGGCAGAGAAUGCAAAGGCUCCAGCAGUAGUCUCCAUGUCAGUCGGUGGUUCUGCGUCUGUCGCUCAAAAUAACGUGGUCUCUAAGAUGCACAAUGCUGGGGUAACUGUCGUUGUGUCGGCGGGCAAUAAUGAUUAUUCAGCCUGCCGGAAAUCACCAGCAAGUGCCAAAAAGGCUAUAACUGUCGGCUCCGUAACGAAGACAGAUGCACGAUCGUACUUCUCCAACUACGGUACUUGUGUAGACAUUUUCGCUCCGGGCAGUUCGAUCCUCAGUGCUGGUAUUAGGACAGACAGAGAUACUACCUACAAGAGUGGCACGUCAAUGGCCACCCCUCAUGUCGCGGGUGCUGCCGCCUUGGAGCUGGGUAGGAAUCCUUCUCUAACCCCAGGUGGGGUCAAAGAUAUCCUCGUCAAGAAGGCUUUGAGGGACAGAGUUGCCAAUCCGGGUCCAGAAUCGCCUAACCUAUACCUGAAAAUAUAAAGACAAUUUCUGUUUUCCCUUGCUUAAACAAUUUUUUAUGGUCUUUCUGAAUGAGGUUUUGGAAGAAAAGGUAAUAAAAGCUUCCUCUCAUUUAUAGAUAAUCGUUUUCCCUUUUUGGGUGGCUAACAAUGGCCCUCUUACAGCCCUACGGCCUUGGAUCCGCCAAUGCUACAACUGAAGCAACAAGCUCAGCCCAUAUCGAGUAGCCAUUAAAGAAGGUCCCAAUUUGUCGGUCCCCAUCAGAGAUAAGUAUCCUGGAAAAACUGGGUUUGGAUCCGCCCGGCCCUUGAACUGUAGGAUCAUAACUUAAUGGAAGUUCCCCGAAUGUUAUUAAUAUAUGCGUAUUUACCGAUGUUAUCUGGGACUUUUACAGCAACCUAGCAAGUGAGCGUUUCCAAAUCAUGUGGAAAAACAAAUAAAGCAGAGUAAUAUUGCAAGAUUUUACUUUUACAAAAUAUAGCUUAAUGGGAAAUCAAACUCAAUUUAACAGAAAUGAAUAGAAUAGGCCCACGCUGGUGACGAGCCAGGCUCUUUGAACAUGUACAUGUACGCGAGUUGAGGCUGCUCAGGUCAUCUGUUCGCUUUACAUGAAACGGUUAAGAAAAAAUAAAACAAAAUUUUAGACAGACUGUU
Molecule: messenger RNA, 2347 nt
Organism: Acanthaster planci (crown-of-thorns starfish)
Lineage: Eukaryota; Metazoa; Echinodermata; Asteroidea; Valvatida; Acanthasteridae
Biological process (GO): proteolysis
Molecular function (GO): serine-type endopeptidase activity
Source: RefSeq, a predicted model, not a curated record